Molecule: messenger RNA, 1921 nt
Organism: Spodoptera frugiperda (fall armyworm)
Lineage: Eukaryota; Metazoa; Arthropoda; Insecta; Lepidoptera; Noctuidae
Gene: Atg6
Product: beclin-1-like protein
Exons: 1
Coding region: 209-1492 (427 amino acids)
Biological process (GO): late endosome to vacuole transport; autophagosome assembly; autophagy
Cellular component (GO): phosphatidylinositol 3-kinase complex, class III, type I; phagophore assembly site; phosphatidylinositol 3-kinase complex, class III, type II
Source: RefSeq, a predicted model, not a curated record
UACAAACGUCAAACUCAUUAUUACAAAAUAAAUCGUGGGAGGAUCGAAGUUCUUUGUUUUCAUUUUGAUUUGUUUAAAAUUAACUAAAAUAAACAAUAAAAAUAUUUCAAAGUCACGAUAAACUAUUGCUAUAAAGUGUUAGUGACAACGUUAUAGUAUUUUAUGUUUGGAUUUUGUACAUGACGUAACAGAGAAAGGUUCGUGUACGAUGAGUGAUUCAAAGUCUUUCGUAAACUUUUCGUGUCAGCGAUGUUUGCAGCCACUGAAGUUGGACGAGUCCCUGAACAACUUGGGAGAGCACACGAUAGCUGACCUGGCGCUCCAAAUCCGUCGCAAUAAUGAGGUCGACUUAGAUAUACAAUCAACAAGCUUAGAACAUUACGUACCUCCGUUUCGCAUGUCAGAAUCAGGUAACGGCGCAAAUGGGUUUAUGGUGAUCUCAGACGGCUGGGAGACAACCUCCUUGGGCCACCAGCUCCACGUCAAAGCUACUCUAUUCGACCUAUUAUCAAAUAAUUCAGAUGUAGACCAUCCCCUGUGUGAUGAGUGCACCGAUACGUUAUUAGAGUUAAUGGAUAACCAGUUACGUCAAACUGAGGCUGAAUGGAAAGACUACAAUGACUAUUUAAAAAAGUUAGAGGAUGACAAGGAAGAUUUGAAUUUGGAAGGGUUGGAGAAAGAGUUGGGAGAUUGGAAGCAGGAACAAAGUCGGUUGUUACAAGAAUUAUCUGCUUUACAAAAAGAGGAGAAAGCCAUGAAAGAGGAGAUUGAUAUCCAAGAAAGAGAGAAAGAGAGAUUAGAAAAGGAACAAGAUGUUUAUUGGAGAGAGUACACAAGAUAUCGGAAAGAUUUGAUGACAAUUGAAGAUCAGAUGAAGUUUUACGAGUGCCAGCUGACAUACACACAGUCUCAGCUUGAAAAGUUAAAGAAAACAAAUGUAUUUAAGGCUACGUUCCACAUUUCGGAUUCUGGUCAAUUCGGUAUUAUAAACAACUUCAGACUUGGACGUUUACCAUCCGCACCGGUCGACUGGUCCGAAAUUAACGCUGCUUGGGGCCAAACCGUUCUCCUACUUGCUUCUUUGGCACGGAAAAUAAGCUUUAACUUCCAACGUUACAAGCUUGUACCGUACGGAAACCACUCGUACAUAGAAGUGUUGGAGGAUCAGAAAGUCCUGCCUUUAUACGGUUCAGGAGGCUUCCGUUUCCUAUGGGACACAAAGUUUGAUGCGGCCAUGGUAGCGUUCUUAGACUGUCUUCAGCAAUUUAAGGAGCAAGUUGAGAAAGGCAAUACAGGUUUCUGUCUGCCAUAUCGAAUUGAUAAAGGCAAGAUUGAGGAUACAGCGUCACCACCACAUGCUUAUUCAAUUAAAAUUCAGUUUAACUCCGAAGAACAUUGGACGAAAGCGCUCAAAUACAUGUUGACGAAUUUGAAAUGGGCACUGACUUGGAUCUCAUCGCAGUUUAGCGAAGACAAGCAUGAAAAUCAAUGAAAAUAUCUAUCUUUUAGUAUGUUUUGUCUAGUUUUUUACAUCUCUGAUAACUUCCUGAUAGAUUUAACUUACAGGUAGAAUCGUACUGAUUUAGUUGUUACUAUUAAAAAAUGUAUUUAUUAGGCUGUUGUCUAGAACAUGUAAAACUGAGCAUAACUCGUAACGCUAUGUAACAUAAACUUUACUCGUCACUUUAAAAACUGUUAUUCCUCACAUUUUUAUUCUGAUCAUCAGUUUGUUGUUAUUUAAAUAAUGUUUUAUAAUACAGGAACAGUAUACUAGGUCAAUUUUGUUUUUUAAACUUAUUAAUUACCUUGAUGUUCAUUAUGACACUGUGAUUUUAUCUUUAUUCCCGAUUUGUAUAUAAAUAACUAGGUUUAGCUAAAACAAUGUGUAAAUAUAAAUGAUAUAAUAAAUGUUUUGUCGUAA